This is a messenger RNA of Corticium candelabrum, 2093 nucleotides long. RefSeq lists its product as uncharacterized. Gene Ontology annotation, biological process: biosynthetic process. Gene Ontology annotation, molecular function: glucuronokinase activity; ATP binding. The transcript is spliced from 26 exons. The record is from RefSeq and is a predicted model, not a curated record. Lineage: Eukaryota; Metazoa; Porifera; Homoscleromorpha; Homosclerophorida; Plakinidae. Bases 37 to 1884 code for a protein of 615 amino acids.
UGUUCGUACACAAGUAGCGCAUCUGCUAGCAAGCGAAUGAUUUGCAUCAUUCUAGUUGCUGGGCAUGGAGUCCAACUGGAGAAGGAGAUAAAGGUGGACAAAUCGGGUGUGUACAGUAACUUGCAGGGUGUACCUAAGGCACUUCUGCCUGGUAUUGGGGACACAAAAAUUCUUGAUCUUUGGUGGGAGGCAAUAAACACCCGACGACAGUUUGUUAAUGUCUUUCUUGUAACGAAUGCUGACAAAUACAAGUAUUACGAGAGAUGGGCAACAGCUAAUGACUUUCCUGUAGAGAAUAUUAUCAAUGAUGGAACAACAACAUACGACACAAGGCUAGGGGCGGUGGCUGACUUUCAUCUGUGUUUGAAGAUUAAGAAAAUAAAAGAUGAUGUGAUGGUGGUUGCUGGUGACAUGCUGUUCUUUUCUAACUUUGACAUAGCUCAAGUGCUUGAUUAUUUCAAAUGGAAACAGGGAGAUCUUGCUGUCUGUUAUGAACUGGAUGCAACAGAAUGCACUCAGUCUAGAGGAAUCGUUGAAAUGGAUGCAGACAAUAGAAUUACAAGAUUUUUGGAAAAGCCUGAUCACACACAGACUGAGUCCAGACUGGCCUCAGUAGUUUUCUACUGCUUUCAUAAAGACAGCUUGACUUUGGUUGAUAAGUAUAUGGCUGAAAACACACAUAUGGACCAGCUGGUGUUUGGAAAAUUCUUUGAAUGGUUUGUGCAACAAACUCCAGUAUAUGGAAUGAAACUUCCAACACGUUUUCAAUUGAUUGGGCAAAUUAGUUUGGAGGAAUAUCGGCAACAAGUGGAGGGAAUAAUGGCACUUGCUUUACCACUUAGAGAGCGAAUUAGUCCAAUUAGAUCAAAGAGUUAUGCUAGGAUUGGACUUAUUGGCAAUCCAUCAGAUGGUUUCUAUGGCAAAACAAUUUCCAUGUCAAUCUCUAAUUUCUGGGCUGAAGUAACGAUAGUGGAGAGUGAAAAACUAGUGCUUACUCCACAUAAACUCAACGAUCCGACUGAAUUUGGUGGUUUAUCAGAUCUCCAUUGGAUUAGCCGUAAAGAAGGGUAUCUAGGUGGCCUUCGCUUACUACAAGCGACUUGCAAAAAGUUCUACGAAUAUUGUGCCUCUCGUGGUAUAGCUUUGGCUAAGAGAAACUUCACCCUUAGCUACGAGACAAAUAUUCCAAGACAAGUCGGACUGGCUGGCAGCAGUGCAAUCGUUGUUGCAACACUCAAUUGUUUAAUGAGAUUUUUCAACUUAACAGGCAAUGACUUACCGAAGGCUUUAAGGCCGGAGUUUGUGUUGAAUGUAGAACGUGAGGAGUUGUUUAUCCAAGCUGGUUUGCAAGAUCGUGUUAUUCAGGUAUAUGAAGGAUUGGUGUAUAUGGACUUUGCCUUUGACUUGAUUCGAGCUCAAGGACACGGUCUAUAUAUGAACCUGGAAAUGUCUCAACUGCCACAGUUUUGGCUUGCCUAUCAGAGCAAUCCUAGUGAUUCAGGAAGAAUUCAUAGCAACGUGAAAGCACGAUGGGACUCAGGUGAUGAAGAAGUUCAUAAGGCUAUGAAACAAUUUGCUGAAUUAGCUUCAAACUCCAAAGAUGCAAUUGAGAAGAAGGAUUGGGAAACCCUCGCUUUACUGAUGAAUGAUAAUUUUGACUUGAGAAGGAAAGUCUAUGGUGACAAGGCUUUGGGAAGUCGGAACCUCGAAAUGAUUGAAGUUGCACGAAAACACGGAUCUGCAGCCAAGUUUCCUGGCAGUGGAGGGGCAGUUAUUGGUUUGUGUUUGGAUCCUCAAUGCCAGGCGUCGAUGAAGGAAGAGUUACUUGAGAGAGGAUUUGUUGUUUGUGAUAUCGUACCUUUUGAUGGCAACUCAAGGAGCUAGAAGACACAAGUUUGUGCCAUCCGAUUGGAAAAUCAACUGUUGGAACACACUAAUUAAUUAACUUGUUUUAUAUUGUUAAUUAAUUUUUAGUAUUGACCACCUCUUGUAUUAAACACAUUUCAUAAGUUAACAAACGCAUUAUAUUCUUCACUUUAGAUAUACAUGAUGACUGUGUCCGUUUUAUUGAGUGCGACAAUUAAGAGGCUGAA